Molecule: messenger RNA, 981 nt
Organism: Beauveria bassiana ARSEF 2860
Lineage: Eukaryota; Fungi; Ascomycota; Sordariomycetes; Hypocreales; Cordycipitaceae
Product: lipase 2
Exons: 4
Coding region: 1-981 (326 amino acids)
Molecular function (GO): hydrolase activity
Source: RefSeq, a predicted model, not a curated record
AUGACGGCUUGGACUCGGGAAAGGCUUCUCGCUCUGGGCACACCGUCUCCUCAACUCACCAGGAACCAGCCAAAGAGGUUUGACCUCGAUGUUCUCGCCCAACUCCGCGCCAAUCUGGCUGGCAGCCGGCUACCCUUAGACUCAGCCAUCCUGGAGACUGACUUGGUAUGUCCCGUCCGCGAUGGGACCACCAUAAAACUACGAUGGUAUCGUCCCGCGAUGCCACCAACGCCGGGUUUGCCGCUUGUCGUCCACUAUCACGGCGGAGGGUACAUUCUGGGCGAUCUCAAUACCUCAAGCCCAUUUUGCCAAGCUCUUGUGCGAGACCAUGGCGCCGUCGUGAUUGAUGUCGAUUACCGAUUGGCGCCUGAGCACCCUUUCCCAACCGGCAAAAAUGAUGCUUGGGAUGCGAUGGUGUGGGUUUCCAAAAACUAUGCCGUCCUGGGUGCGGAUCCCUCCUUGGGUUUUCUCGUCGCCGGUCUGUCGGCGGGCGGCAACAUAGCUGCCUCCAUGGCCCUUGUCGCACGAGAUGAGAAACUUGAGCCAGCUUUGACAGGCACUUAUCUCUGCGUUCCAGAGCUCGUCUCUUCCCAUCAAAAGUUACCAGACAAAUACCAAUCGCUGUGGCUGAGUCGCGUCCAGAACAAGGCGGCUCCCAUUCUAGAUCAGCCUUUUCUGGAUUUCAUCAAAGGCAAGCAAUGCUACAAGCCAAAGCUCGAGUCGCACUAUCAUGCGCCGGCGCAUCACCCACAAGGUCACGCCGGCCUGCCCAAGACCUAUAUCGAUGUAUGUGGGCUUGACCCCUUCCGCGAUGACGGCAUCAUCUAUGAGCAGCUACUUCAGGAUGCAGAAGUGCUGACAAGAAUGGACAUCUAUCCCGGCAUGCCGCAUGGCUGGUGGGUGGUGUUGCCAGAGCUAGAGGGGACCGAAGAAUAUCACCGCAAAAGGCGUGAGGGUUUGAAGUGGCUACUGGCAAAGUGA